Fusarium keratoplasticum is the source of this 1698-nucleotide messenger RNA. Its product is annotated as MFS domain-containing protein. Gene Ontology annotation, cellular component: membrane. The record is from RefSeq and is a predicted model, not a curated record. NCBI's taxonomy places the organism in Eukaryota, Fungi, Ascomycota, Sordariomycetes, Hypocreales, Nectriaceae. Gene Ontology annotation, biological process: carbohydrate transport; transmembrane transport. The transcript has a single exon. Gene Ontology annotation, molecular function: carbohydrate:proton symporter activity. Bases 1 to 1698 code for a protein of 565 amino acids.
AUGUCCAAGUACGAACCUUACCGAGGAGAACCGACAAAGUCGGGCGAGAUCGCCCCAGACUACGUUGAGUUAGAAACAACAAGAUGGCAUUCCGUCCCGCAAGAAGACCAAGAAUCAACCGCCUAUGACCCUGCACAACCCAUAGAAACAACAUCAACCCGGAGCACAAAAAACGACAUGGAGACACAACUACCUCUCGGCCAAGCUAUCAAAACGUAUCCCAAGAUCGCGGGUUAUUGUCUCGCCAUGACAAUUCCCAUCAUCGGAUGGGGCUACGACUUGCUUGUUGUCGGUGCCAUUACUGGCGAGGACUCGUUCAAGGCGGAUUACGGCAAGAUGAUUGAUGGAGAAAUGACCAUUCCGGGAAAUUGGCUAUCUCUGUGGAUGGGUCUUCCUCCUGCUGGAGCAGCUGCAGGUGCCCUGUUGGGCGGUUGGCUACAGAACCGCAUCGGCCGAAAGUUCUCUCUCAUGAUCGGUAGCAUCAUCUCAGCCAUGGCUAUUGCAUGCAUCUUCUUCUCGCAUCUUCCCCCCGAGCCCGAUACCAAGCGAGUCGUCAUUACUGUUGGUUUGACUUUCCAAGGAUUCACAGUCGGCAUCAUCAAGACCACUUGUCUUACCUGGGUGUCGGAAAAUGCUCCAACAGCACUUCGAGGUCCGGCCAUGGCUCUUUUCCCAACCUUCACCUUGAUCGGCCAACUCAUCGGCGCGAUCGUGGUGUAUGCGGUUAACCAGAUGGGAAACAAGAAUGGCUACCUUGGAGCCUUUGGUUCUCAGUGGAUUCUCGUCCUUGGCCCUUUCACUCUAUCCUGCCUCAUGCCCGAAAGCCCUGCCCACCUUAUCCGAACGAACCAGGAAGAGAGAGCCAUUCGUUCUGCAACCCGUCUUUUCGGCCCCAAGAUGAACCCGUACAGUGCCUUGGAGAAGAUCCGAGAAACCAUUGAGGAGGAAAAAGCGACGACCGCAUCAGUUUCUUACUGGGCCUGUUUCAAGGGAAGCAACCUCCGCCGUACCAUGAUUGUCAUAUUGGCAAACGUCAUCCCUGCGUUGUUUGGUCUGGAACUUUUGUCCAAUGCCACAGUCUUUCUUCAGAGCAUUGGCAUGGCAUCUGGUCCGAGUUUGCUCAUCAUGAUUGGUGGCAUCAUCGCAGGAAUGGUGGCCAAUGGUAUUGGCUUCUGGCUUCUUUCUCGCACAGGCCGAAGAAGCAUGACUAUCGUGUCAAUGGGUAUCGCUUCACUUUUGUGGGGAGCUAUGGGUAUUUCAGGCUUCUGGUCGGGUCCAGCGCUUGCCUGGCUGGCUGCAGGACUCAUGAUCUCUGUCAUUGUGGUGUGCGGUUUGGGUUGCUGGCCAGCAGGCUACGCAAUCAUGGGAGAAACAAGCUCUCUCCAACUCCGAUCCCUCACGCACGGCAUUGGAAGCGUGGCAUCCCAAGCUGCAUCUAUCACCCUAGCCGUCCUGCUACCAAUGCUCUUCAGCAAAGACAAGGCAGCCCUUGGAGCAAAGACCGCAUUUGUCUUUUGUGGCCUUUGCAUUAUCGGCGUCGUUCUGGCCUGGUUGUGGAUUCCCGAGAUGAAGGGCAGGAGUAUGAUUGAGCUUGAUCACAUGUUUGAGAUGAGGCUUCCUACGAGGAAGUUUAAGGGUUUUAAGAUGGAGACGCAUGAGAUUCAGGAGGCAUCGCCGCUGGCUGAACGCGGCGCGUAG